AAAUUGAAAAAAAACAAAACAAAACAUGCUUUAGGAAAGUUGUAUUUCUUCUUUCUCUUUAAUUCUUAUUUAUUUUUCUAUUAAAGCCACCUGAGUUGCAGAGCUACGACGUGGCCACCUUCAAUUACAAAAAAAUGGUGAUUCCGAGAGUAGCCGAACCCAAAUUCAAUCAUCAUAAUCAAUAGACAGCCAUUAACAAAUUCAUCUCUCUCUCCAAACCAACUAUGCUAUCUCUUUCACCUCUUCACAUCUCAUCCCCCAAACCUUCUUCCCUCCAUUCUUGGCUUCAUCCGCCAUUAUUACCUCCCUCUAUCUCCCACGCAACUUAUACCACCACUCGUUUCCGUCAUGGCCUCCGCCGAUGCCGACGACGUCGGCUCAAAAUUCAAUCCCUUGACGCUGCCCAAGUCUUCGACUACGAGUCCAAACUCGCUGCCGAGUUUCGUGAUUCCAACAAGCUCAAAAUCGCCAUAAUUGGGUUCGGUAACUUCGGCCAAUUUCUUGCCAAGACAUUUGUCCGACAUGGCCACACCGUCCUCGCUCACUCCCGAUCCGAUUACUCUCUCACGGCACAAAAUAUCGGCGUCUCGUUCUUCAGGGACCUCGACGAUCUCUGCGAAGAACACCCUGAUGUGAUUCUUCUAUGUACUUCGAUAAUCUCCGCCGAGCUCGUCCUCGAGUCACUUCCGCUCCAGAGAUUGAAGCGGAGCACGUUGAUCGUCGAUGUUCUCUCCGUCAAAGAAUUCUCCAAAAGCAUGUUGCUUAAGACACUCCCUGGUGACUUUGAUCUCCUCUGCACGCACCCCAUGUUCGGGCCCGAGAGCGGUCGCCGCGGAUGGAAUGGUCUUUACUUUGUCUACGACAAGGUUCGGAUUGGGGAUCAGGAAUCUAGGGUUUCCAGGUGCGAUAAAUUUCUGGGUAUUUUCGCUAGAGAAGGGUGUAGAAUGGUGGAGAUGAGCUGCGCCGAGCACGAUCGAUUGGCCGCCGAAUCACAGUUCAUAACUCACACUGUUGGGAGGCUCUUGGAGCGGUUGGAGUUGGAGUCGACGCCGAUUAACACCAAAGGGUACGAGACAUUGUUGGAUUUGGUGGAGAACACUGCUGCUGAUAGCUUUGAUUUGUAUUAUGGGUUGUUUAUGUACAAUAAGAACUCGCUUGAAAUGUUGGAGAGGUUGGAUUUGGCGUUUGAGGCUUUAAAGAAGCUACUUUUUGGGCGUUUACAUGAUGUUGUGAGGAAACAAUUGUUUGGGAAAUCAGAAAAGUUGCAGGUUUCCCGGGAAAAUAACUCGGCGCCUAAGUACUCUCAAAAUGGUGCUGCUUUGUCACCCUUUUCGGAUGUUAUUAGGUCACGGAAUUCUGCUCUACCCAAUGAAAACAAAGUCCAGAUUUUUAAUAACUUCGAUAAGGACUUGAAGCUUAAGAUUGCCAUUAUUGGAUUUGGCAACUUUGGUCAGUUCCUGGCCAAAAGAAUUGUGCGUCACGGCCACACUGUUUUAGCCUAUUCGCGAUCGGACUACUCGGAUGUCGCCCAAAGAUUAGGGGUGUCCUACUUUGCUGAUGUUGAUGAUCUUUGCGAAGAGCAUCCAGAUGUAAUACUUCUUUGUACAUCUAUUCUUUCAACCGAAAAAAUUCUCAUGUCAUUGCCAAUUCAAAGAUUGAAGAGAAAUACUAUGUUCGUUGAUGUGCUUUCUGUGAAAGAAUUCCCAAGAAACUUGUUUCUCGAAAAUUUACCACCAGGGUUCGAUAUUCUCUGCACGCAUCCUAUGUUUGGACCAGAGAGUGGUAAGAAUGGGUGGAAUGGUCUAACUUUUGUUUACGACAAGGUUAGGAUUGGAAAUGAUGAGCCACGAGUGUUGAGGUGCAAUAGAUUUCUCGAUAUCUUUGCGCGAGAAGGGUGCCAAAUGGUGGAAAUGACUUGUGCCGAACAUGAUAGACAUGCAGCGGGGUCACAAUUUAUCACACAUACAAUGGGAAGAAUUUUGGAAAAGUUGGGGUUGGAGUCGACGCCAAUAGACACAAAAGGGUACGAGACUUUGUUGAAAUUGGUGGAGAACACUGCAGGAGAUAGCUUUGAUCUUUACUAUGGCUUGUUCAUGUAUAAUGUAAACGCAAUGGAGCAACUAGAGAGAUUAGACCUAGCUUUUGAGUCAUUGAAGAAGCAGCUUUUUGGUCGUUUGCACGGUGUUCUUCGGAGGCAAUUGUUUGAGAAUGCCGAACCCGAAGUUUUGCUGGAAAAACCUAUGUUGAUGCUGUCUGAAAAUGAGCAGAAAGCAGCCCCAUGUUCUGAGAGCUUAUUGAAGUUUCUGAAGUUUGGUUUGCUUUAGUUGAAGAUGAAGAAAUUCCAACAAGGCCAAGGUUCAUAACUGGAAUGUCCUUCUAUACUGUUAUGAGACUUUUUGAGCUUAGAAGACUAGAAGUAGGGUGUUCAAGACAGUAGUAAUAAGAAUAUAGAGAAAUGCUGGACAAGGCUGCAGGUGUUGACCAUCACAGCAAUCAUUUUGUCCAAUUUUAAUGUAUUUAAGCACCUUGACACUUGAGAGUAUGAAGAGUUAAAUUUCAAUCUUUGCUGCA
Molecule: messenger RNA, 2571 nt
Organism: Humulus lupulus (European hop)
Lineage: Eukaryota; Viridiplantae; Streptophyta; Magnoliopsida; Rosales; Cannabaceae
Product: arogenate dehydrogenase 1, chloroplastic
Exons: 3
Coding region: 225-2324 (699 amino acids)
Biological process (GO): L-tyrosine biosynthetic process
Molecular function (GO): prephenate dehydrogenase (NAD+) activity; prephenate dehydrogenase (NADP+) activity; arogenate dehydrogenase (NADP+) activity
Source: RefSeq, a predicted model, not a curated record